Messenger RNA from Fragaria vesca subsp. vesca, 2822 nucleotides. RefSeq names its product acyl-coenzyme A oxidase 2, peroxisomal-like. The record is from RefSeq and is a predicted model, not a curated record. NCBI's taxonomy places the organism in Eukaryota, Viridiplantae, Streptophyta, Magnoliopsida, Rosales, Rosaceae. Gene Ontology annotation, biological process: lipid homeostasis; fatty acid beta-oxidation using acyl-CoA oxidase. Gene Ontology annotation, molecular function: FAD binding; fatty acid binding; acyl-CoA oxidase activity. Gene Ontology annotation, cellular component: peroxisome. The coding region runs from base 60 to 2141 and encodes 693 amino acids. The transcript has 7 exons.
AUCUUCCUCUUUCCAAAUUCCAAUUCGACGCUGCAACUCUCUCUCUCUAUCAAUCAAAGAUGCAGAAACCGAGCCCAGAUCCAACGGCGGAGGAAGACUCCCACUCCGCCGUGCGGCGCAUCGAACUGCUGUCCCUCCACCUGACGCCGCUCACAAUAUCACCGGACGACUACCGCCAAAUCGAGCGGUUGGAGUGCGCGAAGGCGGCGGCAGCGAAGCUCAACGUGGAUACGAAGAGCCUCUCGAGCUACAUGAGAGGAAAGCACAGAGAAAUCCAAGACCAGGUGAUGGACUACUUCAACAACAGGCCUGACCUUCAGACUCCGGUGGAGAUUCUGAAAGACGAUCAUCGCGAGCUUUGUAUGAGGCAGCUUACGGGACUGGUCAGGGAGGCCGGGAUCAGGCCGUUCCGGUACGUCGUCGAGGAUCCGGCCAAGUAUUUCGCGAUUCUGGAAGCUGUGGGCAGCGUCGACAUGUCGCUUGGGAUCAAGAUGGGAGUGCAGUACAGUCUAUGGGGAGGUUCUGUGAUCAACUUAGGAACCAAGAAACACAAGGUUAAGUACUUUGAUGGUAUUGACAAUCUGGAGUAUCCAGGUUGCUUUGCUAUGACUGAACUUCAUCAUGGCUCAAAUGUUCAAGGUCUACAAACAAUGGCAACAUUUGAUCCAAUCACAGAUGAGUUUGUAAUUGACACACCAAACGAUGGGGCCAUCAAAUGGUGGAUUGGGAAUGCUGCCGUUCAUGGCAAGUUUGCCACUGUUUUUGCUAAGCUGAUGUUGCCAACACAUGAUAAAAGAGGAGUCUCUGAUAUGGGUGUUCACGCCUUCAUUGUACCAAUACGGGAUAUGAAGACUCAUCAAACUCUUCCUGGAAUUGAGAUAAAUGAUUGUGGCCAUAAGGUUGGUCUGAAUGGGGUGGACAAUGGAGCAUUAAGAUUCCGCUCUGUCAGGAUCCCUCGUGAUAAUCUUCUUAAUCGCUUUGGAGAUGUCUCUCGGGAUGGUAAAUACACAAGUGGCCUACCAUCUAUAAAUAAAAGAUUUGCUGCCACGCUAGGGGAACUUGUUGGUGGGAGGGUUGGACUUGCAUAUUCUUCAGGUAGCGUCUUGAAGAUUGCUGGCACAAUUGCAAUCCGAUAUUCUCUACUGCGUCAGCAGUUUGGUCCUCCAAAGCAACCUGAAGUCAGUAUUCUUGAUUACCAGUCCCAGCAGCACAAGUUGAUGCCAAUGCUUGCUUCAACUUACGCAUUCCAUUUUGCCACACUGCAUUUGGUGGAGAAAUAUUCAGAGAUGAAGAAGACUCAUGAUGAACAAUUGAUUGCAGAUGUCCAUUCUCUUUCAGCAGGGCUCAAGGCUUAUGUAACGUCAUACACAGCCAAGUCGUUGAGUAUCUGUAGGGAAGCCUGUGGAGGCCAUGGUUAUGCUGCUGUCAACCGCUUUGGCAGUUUGAGGAAUGACCAUGACAUUUUUCAGACAUUUGAAGGGGACAACACUGUGCUUCUACAGCAGGUAGCAGGUGAUCUAUUGAAGCAGUACAAGGAAAAGUUUCAAGGCGGGACACUCUCUGUUACCUGGAACUACCUUAGGGAGUCCAUGAACUCAUACCUGUCUCAGCCAAAUCCGGUGACUGCUCGAUGGGAAAGUGAAGACCAUCUGCGAGAUCCUAAGUUCCAGUUGGAUGCUUUCAGAUACCGAACUUCUCGACUACUUCAAAGUGUUGCUGUUAGACUUCGCAAGCACUCUAAACCUCUUGGAAGUUUUGGUGCUUGGAAUAGAUGCUUAAACCACCUCUUAACACUUGCAGAGUCCCAUAUUGAAUCUGUCAUACUUGCCAAGUUUAUAGAAGCUGUGCAGAACUGUCCAGAUGCAAGUUCUCGAGCUGCUCUGAAGCUCGUCAGUGAUCUAUAUGCCUUGGAUCGAAUAUGGAAAGACAUAGGAACCUAUCGUAAUGUUGAUUAUGUUGCACCGAACAAAGCUAAGGCAAUCCACAAGCUCACUGCAUACCUGAGUUUCCGAGUGAGAAAUAUAGCAGGGGAACUCGUAGAUGCAUUUGAUAUUCCAGGUUAUGUUACCCGUGCCCCAAUUGCAAUGCAGUCAGAUGCCUACUCUCAGUACACACAACAUGUGGGAUUUAAUCCCUUAUAGGGAACAAAAUACAAAAAAUAUAGGUUUCAAAUAAUCGUUGGUGCCACAUUGGCAAAACAUGGGAAUGAUGAAGGGAGUACUCCUUUCUUUGUUACCAUACAUGUUUCUUCCUUUUUUCCAAUUAGAAAAGGAAAAUUGGUGGUCUGGGACUUGAGAGUGUGAGGAUUAAAGUCUUCAACUCAUUGUGGAUGUUGUGAUAUAUCUGGGAAGGAAUAGAGUCUUGUUACUUGUAUUUGUUACAUUACGAAGCUGCCAUUCUAAUACAAGGAGCAAUUCUUGCUUCAUACAAGUAUGUCUCUUCGUGUUCCAGUGCUGAUAAAAGAUGUCUAGUUGCUUUUGAAUUCCAGAAGUAGAGAGCCUUUCUGGGUUGUAACUUGUUUGUAGGCAUCGAAGAUGAUAACCAAAAUUUAAACGUUAUGAAACAGUAGAAUGUCCGAAUGUUGAUAUGUGAAGGUGAAGUUGCUUGUGGUUGGAAGUUUGAAGAUUAUAAGAAAAAGUAGGUUGUCAAAGGGAGUUGAAUGAUCUUAACCGGUCUUAACCCUCGUACUCGAAGUGUGAGGAGACUGCUGUUUCAUCGUCAAGGUUUUGCCAGUAAGACAUUUGGUUGGGACUGGUCUUUGCCGGAAAGGGAUUCCCUGACAAUUUAUCUGUCGUCUGUGGUUCUUGCUAACAAUUGCCAAG